CUUCUUUUUCUGAAAAAAUCAAAACAGAGGAAAAUUUUUCGCGUUUUUCGUGAAUUUUCGUGAAUUUUCGUGCGAUCCGGAGUUCUCAGAGUCCCCCCCGCAACUCCCGCCGUCGUCCCCGUCGAAAAAGAAGCGUGGAAAACCGUAGAAAAAGCAGAAAACCGGAGCGCGAAGAAAAACCAGAGGUGCAGUACUUGUUCGCGAACGUCGUUCAUCCUGAGGUAUCUGAUCUGAUCUAGUGAUCUGGGACUGAUGAGGCGUUUCUUGUGGCCGCGGAAUAAGCCGGUGAUACGAAUUCGGCAAGCGUAGCCUACUACCCAUCGACAUUUCAUCACAUGUUGCCAUUAAUCUCGGUUUAAGUGGUUUUUACUGGUUUAAGUGUUUCACUUCGGGAACAAAAAUGAGAAAAUUUCGAGUUUUUGGAACAAUUUGACCAAGAAAAAGGUGCACAUUGUUUGAAUCCUCGAGCAUCUCCAUGGAGAUUUAUUAGCCAAAUAAUUCCGAGCGAGCUCAAGGAUGAUCCUGCGAGUGUUCAGCUUCUUCUAUUUCCUCUCUCGGCCCCUCCUGAAAUGGUUCCUGCAUCGGUUCACGAACCUGUGCGAGCUGCAGCGCAUUUGCUACGGCUGUCCGCCGGGUGCAACGCGGACCAAGAAGGUCCAGCUAUCGCUCGAGCUGUCGAAGAAGCUGUCGAUCAAGAAGCUCCUGCACAUCCUCAACGAACUGGUCGGUAACGACGUGGACGAGGCGUUUCUCCGGCGAGAAAUACAAACGCGGGCGGUCGGAACGGUGCUGCAGGUAAAAAAGAUCAACCCGAAGGUGCACUGCGAUUUCCCGCGAUCGUUCGGUGCAUGUGCCGAGCGGAUCUGGGGCUACAAACGCCUGUACUUCAUGGUGGAACGGUUACGGGCCACACCAUACGACAGCGAGGAGCCAGAGCACGAGGUGAAGCUGCUCGCCCUUUGGCGAUUGCUGGUCGGCGAUGAGAUGAAGCUAACGGGCCGCAUCACCGAUCAGUGGCAACAUAUAGGCUUUCAGGGCGACGAUCCGAUGACGGAUUUCCGUGGAAUGGGUGUGCUAGGCCUGGACAAUCUACUCUAUCUGGCGCAGAACUAUAACGGGACCGCUCGGCACCUGCUGUCCCAUUCGCAUCAUCCGACGCAUGGUUACUUCUUCGCGAUCGUCGGCAUCAACCUCACGUCGAUGGCGUACCAUUUGCUUAAGUCCGGAUUCGCUCGGACCCAUUUCUACAACCAUCCGCAGCAGCAUCUGACGGUGGACACCUUUCACCAGUUCUAUUGCUACCUGUUCUACGAGUUCGACCGGUAUUGGGUCGAGUGUAAACCAAAGAGCAUCAUGGACUUCAACAGCAUUCAGCGCCGAUUCGAGGAGAAUAUCCUGAAGUUGCUGGCUCACGAUGGGUGCUACUUCAAGAUGAACCUAUCGGUGGAGGACAUAUAGCACUAGGACCCGCGUAGAGCGCCUUCGCUUCGUUGUCCCUCUUUCGCGCCAGCUCUUUUCAUGCUCUGCUUUGCUCUACAACGACUCCAAAGCCUGCAGCCGAUCCGGUUGGGUAUCGUUCAUUUGUUUGUGAUAAUUGCUGUGCUGUCCGGGCACCGCUUAUACCUACGGCACACCGCUGCGAUGCAGAUCGGUCUACACUGAUGGGCACUUUGGCACGUGCGUGGUCUUGCCUGAAUUGGUUUUGUUAGACACAUAAAUACACAAACACACAAACACAAAAAACACACACCGCAAGUGCAAUCUAGUGAGAAAGUAAAAUAAAGCUUUUUUUAGAACGUAAAAGAGGGCUGCAAUGAGAAAA
This is a messenger RNA of Anopheles darlingi, 1822 nucleotides long. Its product is annotated as ELMO domain-containing protein 2. Gene Ontology annotation, molecular function: GTPase activator activity. The record is from RefSeq and is a predicted model, not a curated record. Lineage: Eukaryota; Metazoa; Arthropoda; Insecta; Diptera; Culicidae. The transcript has 4 exons. Bases 517 to 1458 code for a protein of 313 amino acids.